Messenger RNA from Chelmon rostratus (copperband butterflyfish), 3709 nucleotides. RefSeq names its product 6-phosphofructo-2-kinase/fructose-2,6-biphosphatase 4b (gene pfkfb4b). The transcript has 13 exons. The coding region runs from base 62 to 1501 and encodes 479 amino acids. The record is from RefSeq and is a predicted model, not a curated record. Gene Ontology annotation, biological process: fructose 2,6-bisphosphate metabolic process; fructose metabolic process. Gene Ontology annotation, cellular component: cytosol. Gene Ontology annotation, molecular function: fructose-2,6-bisphosphate 2-phosphatase activity; ATP binding; 6-phosphofructo-2-kinase activity. Lineage: Eukaryota; Metazoa; Chordata; Actinopteri; Chaetodontiformes; Chaetodontidae.
GCUAGAGCCCAUCGUCUCAGUUUAACACCAGGAGGGUAACAUCAGUGAUCCAGCACCCAAAAUGUUAGACAACGAAGAGUUCAUGUUGGAGACUUCCCCUCGGGAGCUCACCCAGAACCCGCUCAGGAAGAUCUGGAUGCCGUGCAAAAACGGCCACAUAGCUCACAGGCGGGUAUGUAUGACGAACUGUCCCACCCUCAUCGUGACUGUGGGACUUCCAGCCCGAGGGAAGACAUACAUUUCAAAGAAGCUGACACGGUACUUAAACUGGAUCGGCGUGCCAACCAAAGAGUUCAAUGUUGGCCAGUACCGGAGAGAGUGCCUGAAGAUCUACAAGUCCUUCGAGUUCUUCCGUCCAGACAAUGAAGAAGGCUUAAAAAUCAGACGUCAGUGUGCGAUGGCAGCACUUAAUGACGUUCGGCAGUACCUGAGUGUGGAAGGAGGACAGGUGGCGGUCUUUGAUGCCACAAAUACAACAAGAGAAAGACGAGGGACCAUCGUCAAGUUCGCUGAGCAGAAUGGGUUCAAGGUAUUUUUUGUGGAGUCUGUGUGUGAGGACCCAGACGUCAUUGCACAAAAUAUAGUGCAGGUCAAGCUGGGCAGUCCAGACUACAUCCACUGCAACUCAGAGGAAGCCAUUGAGGACUUUAUGAAGAGGAUCAAGUGCUACGAGUCCUCCUACCAGCCUCUAGACGAGGUUCUGGACAGGGAUCUGUCCUACAUAAAGAUCAUGGACGUGGGCCGUCGUUACCUGGUGAACCGCGUCCUCGACCACAUCCAAAGCCGAAUCGUCUACUACCUGAUGAACAUCCACAUUACACCGCGCUCCAUCUACCUGUGUCGCCACGGCGAGAGCGACCUCAACAUCAAGGGACGGAUCGGAGGAGACUCUGGCUUGUCUGCCAGGGGAAAAGAGUUUGCCAAAAGUCUGCGGAAAUUCAUCCAGGACCAGAACAUCAAAGAUCUGAAAGUGUGGACCAGCCAGAUGAAGAGAACGAUCCAGACAGCUGAGUGCCUGGGGGUGCCAUACGAACAGUGGAAGUCUCUGAACGAAAUAGAUGCUGGUGUGUGUGAGGAAAUGAUGUAUGAGGAGAUCCAGGAGCACUACCCUCUGGAGUUUGCACUGAGAGACCAAGACAAGUACCGCUACCGCUACCCUAAAGGAGAGUCUUAUGAGGACCUGGUGCAGCGACUGGAGCCUGUGAUGAUGGAGUUGGAGAGGCAGGAGAACGUUCUGGUCAUUUGUCACCAGGCCGUCAUGCGAUGCCUUCUUGCGUACUUCCUGGACAAGACCGCAGAUGAGUUGCCUUAUCUUAAGUGCCCUUUGCACGCUGUGUUGAAGUUGACCCCCAUGGCUUACGGAUGUAAAGUGGAGUCGGUGUAUUUAGGCGUGGACUCUGUGAACACACACAGAGACAGACCAGAGGUAGGUAUCCCAGGCAGCGCACAGAAAUCUCUCUCAGCAGACGACAUAGACAACUCGAAUCCACUUCAGGCGUGAUUCGCCCAGUUUCCAGCAGGGACUCAGUCGGGAGAAUGUCUGGCAGUAAACGCUUCACCUUGUAAAAGCUGUGUUCGACUCUCCUCCAUCAUAUUUAGUCUGCACCUCCUCUCCUGAAGCAGCCCUAGCAGUCAGUGCUGACCAAGCCGUAUCUUCUUAUCGCACAGAAUGUAAAUGUUUCUCACACGGCAGAGGAAGCCGUGCUCACUCUCCGUCCACCAGUGAACCCUGACUGCAACCGAGAUAACUGUGACAUCGCUUAGCGUUCACACUCCUACCUCCAUCCUGUCAGCGCUCAUUUUUAACAUUUUCUUUCACUUCCGUCUCCCAGUGGGAGCAGAAUCAUGCUGGGGUUAAUUUCUCUCAGGUUUUCCUAUGGUGGCCCUGAGAGCUCAACAUACUGCAUCACUGCACUGCAACGAUAUACAAGAAAAUGAAUAAAACAUUCAGUCACAUCAACACAAACACAGAACCACACUGCAAAGACAGAAAACAAGCAGAUUCAGAAACACUGCAAGUCGCACUGAAAACAACUAAAAUCAGUUAAACUGUUUAAUGCUCUUAAUAGAAAUAAACAAAUGCCCUCUUUUUUUUAGUUUAAACAUUGGUAAGCUCGUAAGGUAACGUUACAAUAACAGCAAAUAUCUGAAACAAUAUCUGAACCAUGCAAUCAGGAUGUUAAAGGCAAAGAAAGAAUUGUUUGCUCACGACUUGCAGCAUUUCCGUAUUUGGUUGGUUUUUCUGUUUUUACCGAAUGUUUCUGUAUUUGGUGUUUCUCACCUCUUCUUUCCUGCUAAAUGCUGCACAUGUGCUUUCAAAUUGGAGAUGUUUUCUUUAUCUGCCUGCAUUUUGGCUAUUUGCAUGUGUUUUAUAAAGUCGAAGUGUGUUGAGCUUUCAGAGCCACCGUAUGUUCCUCAGUUUUCCGUCUUACUACAUAACUGGAAUCCAGUUUAAGGACAAAUCACUCAGCUGUGUGUGUUUGUGUGUGUGCACUUGUACGUCUAUAUUUGUGCAAACCAAUUUGAUUUGUAGACCUCUGGAGUGAGGACACUUUAGGACAGACCCGGUUUUAGGGCUCAGACUUGGUUUUAGAGUUAAGGUUUGUUCUUCACAAGUAUAGAAGUACAAACGUGUGUGUGUGUGUGUGUGUGUAGCUGAAUAUAUAUAAUAAUGAAUGAAUGAGAGAACAUGACAACAAGCACAUUUCAUAAUAUUGUUUUUAAACCUCUAAAAGACCUCUAAAUACCAUGUAGAAUUCAUCAUUGGGCAUUUUUUGAUAAUGAAUGUUACCCUGAUUGUGGUUUGUGUCAACAUGAAGCUAUUUACAUGUAUGUUAUGACCUAGAUGUUUUUAUACCCAUGUAUACAAGUGACACGCGUAAGAAAAUACAUUUACCAUCAACAUACAUUUUUGCUGCAUAUGAAUUUACAAACAGUAUCAUUUUAAUUCCAGUAAUAAUCUUAUUUUUAUGAUAAACGUUGUCUCUAUGUUAACUGUUGUUUAACUGUUUAAAUGUGAAGGGUUAAGCUGUGAUGCCCAUCCUUCUUUUUUUAAUCACUAGACUCGAGUCAAGAUGUACAAUAAAAUCAUCACUAAUAGUGUCACCUGUUGUUGAAUAACACGAUUUCAUUUUUGCAUCAAAUGUAACUCCUUUUUUUAAUCAUAUUUUUGUCUUUGUCAAGGUGUACUGCUUGUAAAUAUAAAGAUCCAAACUGAAAAAACCUCAUUCUCUUUCUCCUGUUACUUUUUUUUGAUGGGUUGUUUUCUUAAAGCUGUUCUACAUUCAAUAACUAUAAUUUGUCUAUUAGUAAGUUCUCUAUAUGUCACACAGGUCAGUGAGGGUUUGAGUAGGACUGAAUGAUUUGUCUCAGUAAAGCAGUAUGUACGAAUAGUUGUCUACAGUAAAUGCUUACCUCUGUGCUAACAGACUCUUGAAAUAAUAGUUUAUAGAGUUCUGUGGCACAAAAUGACCAUGAGCAUGUUUCUUCAGAAAUCUAACUUUAAUAGAUGUUUUUAUGACACAAACUUAUUUUGAAAAACCGUUGCAGCACCAAUAAGUUCCAUUUAUUCACUGUCUGAAAACCACAUGAAAGCAUGACUCCUGCUUUCAUGAGACUAAUCGUAUCAGUCAUUUUAGAUGUGAAUAUGAAGCAAAAGUCAAUCUGUAAAUGUUGGCUAAGUAAUGUAGGAGUAACUCAGUCCUUUCCU